CCCGGAUGGAAGAAAUGGUUCGGUCCGAUGGUGCUCAUGCCUUUUAGCUCCGGGCGGGAACGCGGGGAGGCGUUGCGUCGUUCCGCCGCUUCCGGUGUCCGGGCCCUUCCCCUAGGCCUCAGCCACCCAUGGCCCUCCCAGGUGGCAACAAGGACAACAUCAGGGCAGGAUGUAAGAAAUGUGGCUACCCCGGCCACCUGACAUUUGAAUGCCGGAACUUUCUCCGGGUGGAUCCCAAAAGGGACAUUGUCUUGGACGUCAGCAGCACGAGCAGUGAGGAGAGUGAGGAAGAGAAUGAAGAGUGGAACAAGUUGCAGGCUUUGCCAGACAAGAAAGGGACGAAUGAGGAGGAAGAAAAGAAAAAACAGAAAAGAAAAAGCAAAGAGAAAGCUAAGUUGAAAAAAAAACGGAAAAGGUCUUAUUCAUCCAGUUCUACUGAAGAAGACACCCCAAAACAAAAGAAACAGAAAUCCCAGAAGAAAGAAAAAAAAAAGGAGAAAAAGAGCAAAUCGAGGAAAGGGAAACAUCACAAGAAGGAGAAAAAGAAGCGCAAAAAAGAAAAACAUUCAUCUUCUGAUAGUUCUGAAUCUUCUAGUAGUGACUGAGCUAUUAGCCCAGACUGCUGACAGUGUCUGAAAGACAAAUAAUGAUUUGACCUUUGUCCUUUGGCUGCAAAUUAUGCUUUAUGUUUUCUACCUACUUCCCCAGAAACACGCCGUCAGAAACCCUGCACUACGCACCUGUAUAGUUGUACUGUCAAAGGGAAAUUAUUCUUUUGGAUUCUUCACUCCCCCUGUUCUUUCUCUCAGUGGUUUCUCCAUAAACUUAUCAUAAAUUGAAAUAACUUUUUAUCCUGGUUAGAGCAGUUUUUUUGCUAAAUGAAAUCUGUAUCCACUUUAAAAGGUGACAAAUUUUCAGUGGGAUUUUUGACUUGGUUCCUGUGCCCUUUCCUAUAUCAUGGUAAAACUACAUAUCCUUAUCUGCAUAAAUAUUGUUAUAGCAAAGUUUCUUUCUGUUUUCCAGGGGACCAGACUUUUUGAUUGUUUUAGGGCGAUAUGCAGCCUUACUGGCUUUGGCUAGCCCUCUUUUAAAACUAGUAGUUUCCGAGGAUAUGUGAAUGGCAAGUACAUUAUAUGACCAAGUUUUACCGUUUGUGAAACGCUAGCCUUUUCGAUAUUUCUUUAUGUAAGAAAUCCAGCCCGUGACCGAUAGUCCCAAUCUUGUUCUAAAGUUGGCAUCUAAAUGGAGAGAGAUUAGUAGCAAUGGCAGGAGCAGCUGUGAGGUUUUGAAAAUGUGCCAUAUUGGCAUAUGUAAAAAUGACGCUUCAGCUAUGAGCAUUUUUGUUUAGGAUGAUAAAUGGAAUCUUCUACAUUCAGGUGAAUUUGUAUUGUAAUCAGUAUCAAAACUUUCUUCUAUUGGAGUAGUGAUGCAUUUUUUUAUAAGAGGUAAUCCACCGUUUGUCCAACUUUUACAAGAAAUGCAUUUUGGAACUCAUUUGAUCCAGAUUUUUGUGGUCACCAGACUGGCCAAUUGUGUGUUAUUGUUUAUCGUCCACAAAACCAUCCAUAAAAGCUUGAGCAAAUUCAGAAA
Molecule: messenger RNA, 1590 nt
Organism: Tachyglossus aculeatus (Australian echidna)
Lineage: Eukaryota; Metazoa; Chordata; Mammalia; Monotremata; Tachyglossidae
Gene: SREK1IP1
Product: SREK1 interacting protein 1
Exons: 5
Coding region: 129-605 (158 amino acids)
Molecular function (GO): zinc ion binding; nucleic acid binding
Source: RefSeq, a predicted model, not a curated record